Solanum pennellii is the source of this 1257-nucleotide messenger RNA. RefSeq lists its product as uncharacterized. NCBI's taxonomy places the organism in Eukaryota, Viridiplantae, Streptophyta, Magnoliopsida, Solanales, Solanaceae. The transcript is spliced from 4 exons. Gene Ontology annotation, molecular function: nucleic acid binding. The record is from RefSeq and is a predicted model, not a curated record. Gene Ontology annotation, biological process: DNA integration. Bases 1 to 1257 code for a protein of 418 amino acids.
AUGGAUUUUAUUGUGGGUUUGCCUACCACAGUGGGUUGUUAUGGCUCUAUUUGGGUUGUCGUUGAUAGGCUGACCAAGUCUGCCCAUUUCAUUCCGGUUCGGGUGAAGUAUACGGCAGAAAAGUUAGUCGAGCUAUAUAUCAGUCAGAUUGUGCGACUACAUGGAGUUCCUAUUUCUAUCAUAUCAGAUCGAGGUUCACUAUUUACUUCUCACUUCUGGAAGGCAUUACAACGUGGUCUGGGUACUCAGUUAUAUAUGAGUAUGGCAUUUCACCCUCAGACAGAUGGUCAAUCUGAGCGGACCAUUCAGGUAUUCGAAGAUAUGCUUCGAGAGUGUGUGAUCAAUUUUGGUGCUACAUGGGAUCUACAUUUACCCUUUGCAGAGUUUGCCUACAAUAACAGUUAUCACUCUAAUAUCCAGAUGGCCCCAUUUGAGGCGUUGUAUGGCAGAAGGUGUAGAUGUCUGAUUGGUUGGUUCGAUUCGGUGGAGAUGGACUCUUUGGAUACAGAUUUGCUUAGAGAUGCUAUGGAGCAAGUUCUUAUGAUUCAGUAUAGACUGUUGAUACCUCAGAGUCGACAGAAGAGUUAUACAGACCGGAGAUUUAGAGCCUUAGUGUUUAUGGAAGGUGUUCAUGUUUGGCUCCGAGUAUCACCCAUGAAGGGUGUGAUAAGGUUUGGAAAGAAAGUUCAUCCUGUUUUCCAUGUCUCUAUGCUUCGGAAGUAUAUUUCGGAUGAAUCUCAUGUGCUUUCACUUGACUCUGUGGAGUUGGGUCCAGACUUGACAUUUGAGGAGGAGCCUAUAGCUAUUCUGGAUAGGCAGGUUCGAAAGCUUAGGACCAAAGAGAUUGCUUCAGUGAAGGUGCAAUGGGAGCACCAAUCAGUGGGAGAGGCAAAUCGUAGGGCACUUCAGUACUUGACACUUACACGACCUGAUCGGUCCUUUACUGUUAACAAAGUGUGCCAGUACAUGCACAUUCUCUCUAUAAGCCAAUGGGCAUCUGUGAAAAGGAUACUACGAUAUCUUCAACAUUCCCAUCAUGUACAUCUGUAUAUUCCUAAAUCAACUUUUUUCUCACUGCAAGCAUUUUCGGAUUCAGAUUGGGCGGGUUCCUUGAAUGAUAGAAAAUCUUCUGGCGGCUAUGCAAUAUUUCUUGGUUCCAGUUUGUUGGGAACUGUGCACCAACUUUGUGUACCUUCUCCAGCUGGCAGUCAACGAACUAUUCAUGUUGAGAACUGGGUACCUUCACAAGGUCCCUGA